This is a messenger RNA of Myripristis murdjan (pinecone soldierfish), 4440 nucleotides long. It is a transcript of the gene klhl29, whose product is annotated as kelch like family member 29. The record is from RefSeq and is a predicted model, not a curated record. The transcript has 15 exons. NCBI's taxonomy places the organism in Eukaryota, Metazoa, Chordata, Actinopteri, Holocentriformes, Holocentridae. Bases 382 to 3012 code for a protein of 876 amino acids. Gene Ontology annotation, molecular function: protein binding.
AGCAGGCGCUUACAUCUCAGAUCCGCCGCCGUGCUGCGAGCACAUAAAGACGCGUUUGCCAAGUCCCGUCCACUCCACUUGGUGACGUGCAGAGCCGAGCAAAGACUGGACAUUUAACAAGCAGCACACAGCCGCUGCCGCCAGACAGUGUUGUACAUUUUGCUGUAAAAUGCAACAGCAGUCUUUGCGGGAUAAAGACAGCAUUCAUACAUAAGCGUCGUAGCGAAACAAGGACAAACGCCGGGGGACAGAAGCAGCGAGCAGGGAGGUGUAGACGGCAAUACUCAAAAGAUCUAAUUUGUCUGUGAUGAGCAUCCCCAUCCACCAGAGACCAAAGGUACGGCCGGCUCCCGUCGUUCCCUCUGAGUGGAAGAGGAAGUGAUGUCACGCCACCAUCACCGCUUUGAAAGGGACUACCGGGGACCCUGGGAGCGCAGAGACAUCCGUCCCUCCGGUCUCCACAAUGGAGGAGCCAGUCAUAGCUGUGCCUCCGCUGUUGUCAAUGGCAACAACCGGCCGGGACUCCUUCCACUCCCAGUCAUCCCCUCCCUCCUUCCCACCCCGGUUACAGUCGCCGUGACAACGUCGAGCAGCGACAUGGUGGUCAAGCGAGGCAUCACAGCGGCAGGAUCGGUCACUGCAGCAUCAGCCAAGGUCUCAGGUCUAUCUCCUGGAGAGAACCAGACCCCAGGGCUGCUGCUGGCUCCGGGGGUUCGGUGGGGACAGACGCCCAUCAACCAGCUCACACCCUGGGAUACAGAUGAGCCCCCUGCAAAACAACACCGAGACAGCGAGCCCACCGGUCCACCGUGGGCUCCACCAGUCGCUACGGUGAGCCAGCCCAGCCUUCUGCCCCACACCUACGCCCUCCCCCAGCCUCCUUCCUUCAGCCACAGCGUGACCGUGCAGUCCCCCAUCAUAGGAGUAACCCCGUCCAUCCAGACUCCCAUGGCCCCACACCACCCCCUCAUGACUGCUCACUUCCAGCUGCCGCCACACUCCACCCAGCAGGCGCCCUCGAUGGUGCUGAGUAUGCCCAGCCAGCCUCCGUACCCCUCCGCCCAGCCCUCGGUCACCCCGUCCCCCCUCACCGCCCCCGCCAGCCAGGUGGUUCACCCAAACCCGCAUAGCGUGAUGGGCAAUGGCCACUUAACCCCUCACCCCAGCCACGCCCUCAUCCAGCCCCCAUCGCUGCCCCUGACCAAUGGACAGGCAGCGCCGCAGGCCCAGCCCACAGCAGUAGCCAAUCAGGAUGGUCCUAACGGGCUGCAGAUGCUGCGGACUGUUGGAAUGGGGAAGUACGAGUUCAGUGACCCGGGACAUCCCAAAGAGAUGUUGAAGGAGUUGAACCAACAGCGCAGAGCGAAAGAGUUUACAGACCUGAAAAUUAUUGUUGAAGGCAAAGAGUUUGAAGUCCACCAAAAUGUUCUAGCUUCCUGCAGCUUGUAUUUCAAGGACCUGGUGAAAAGGUCAACAGGGGAGACGAGGAAUGGGGAGAAGCUGGAGCUGAAGAUGAGCAACAUCGGCGCCGACGUGCUGGAGCUGCUGCUGGAGUUCGUCUACACGGGGUCGCUGGUCAUCGACUCGGCCAACGCCAAGACGCUACUGGAGGCUGCCAACAAAUUCCAGUUCAACACCUUCUGUAAAGUCUGUGUCUCCUUCUUAGAGAAACAGCUGACUGCGGCGAACUGUCUAGGAGUGCUGGCCAUGGCUGAGGCCAUGAGUUGCACGGAGCUCCAUAACAUGGCCAAAGCCUUCGCCCUGCAGAACUUCCCUGAGGUGGCGGGCCAGGAGGAGAUUUUGAGCGUGUCCAAGGAGGACUUGGUGGCCUACUUGUCCAACGACAGUCUCAACACCAAGGCGGAGGAGCUCGUCUACGAGACCGUCAUCAAAUGGAUCAAGCAAGACCCCAACACCAGAGUACAGCAUGUGUCAGAGCUGCUGGCGGUGGUGCGCCUUCCCUUCAUCCAUCCGUCCUAUCUGCUGAACGUGGUCGACAACGAAGAGCUGAUCAAAUCCUCGGAGGCGUGCCGGGACCUGGUCAAUGAAGCCAAGCGCUACCACAUGCUGCCCCACGCGCGGCAGGAGAUGCAGACGCCGAGGACCCGGCCGCGGCUCUCUGCUGGUGUGGCGGAGGUGAUCGUUCUGGUGGGAGGGCGGCAGGCUAUAGGGAUGAACCAGCGCUCCCUGACAGCAGUCACCUGUUUUAACCCCCAGAACAGUAAGUGGUACCCACUGGCCAGCUUGCCCUUCUACGACCGCGAGUUCUUCAGUGUCAUCUCAGCAGGAGACAACAUCUACCUGUCAGGGGGUACAGAGUCGGGCGUGACGGUGGCGGAUGUGUGGUGCUACAUGUCCCUGCUGGACAACUGGAACCUGGUGUCCCGGAUGACGGUGGCUCGCUGCAGACACAACAGCCUGGUGUAUGAUGGCAAACUCUACACCAUCGGAGGACUCGGCGUAUCAGGGAACCUGGACCAUGUGGAGAGGUACGACACCAUCACUAACCAGUGGGAGACGGUAUCUCCGCUGCCUAAGCCGGUCCACUCAGCGGCGGCCACAGUAUGUGGGGGGAAGGUGUACGUGUUCGGAGGCGUGAACGAGGCCGGACGCUCGGCGGGCGUCCUCCAAUCUUACGUACCGCAGAGCAACACCUGGAGCUUCAUUGAAUCACCCAUGAUAGAUAACAAAUAUGCCCCUGCAGUGAGUCUAAAUGGUUUUAUAUUCAUCCUGGGAGGAGCCUACGCUCGAGCCACCACUAUCUACGACCCAGACAAAGGCAACAUCAAGGCCGGACCCAACAUGAAUCACUCCCGGCAGUUCUGCAGCGCCGUGAUCCUGGACGGGAAGAUCUACGCCACGGGCGGCAUCGUCAGCAGCGAGGGCCCGGCCCUCGGCAACAUGGAGACGUUCGACCCCUGCACCAACAGCUGGACCCUCCUCCAGUCACUGCCCUGCCCGCUCUUCAGACACGGCUGCGUGGUCAUCAAGAAGUACAUCCAGAGCGGCUGAGAGCGGCUCCGACCGGACCGGACCGGAUCGAGGCGACACUAGCCGAGCGCCGCUUGUGGGACAAUCUGAACGCAGCUUCGGGGGGGCCGGGCCAGGCCAAGGCAGCAACCUCUGGACUUGACGCCGGCAUCCACCUGGCCACUACCUGCCCCACCCCCCACCCCCCACCCCCUCUACACCCAGUUUCCCCUCUCCCACCCAAACGCCCUGUGCAGAAUGUACUCAUAUGAAACCACUCGGCCAUGUCAGGCGACGGUGCCUAACCUUCAGUACUGUACGUGUCACGGUUGUAGUUCAUCCUCUCAUCCAGCAGACACAGGGACUCUUAGUAAAUCAAUAGCUCCUCGUUUUCAAAGACGCUGUUUCAGUUCUGUCUUUUCCAAAUCCAACCAAGCCAACCCCCCCCGCACCCCUCUUCCCCCCUCUGUUUCUUUUGUUUUGUUUUUUUGUUUCUUUCUGAUUUGGUGCGUUUGAAAGCCAUCCCGGGUCUUUGUGCGGUUUCCGUUCGACAGGUGUAGGGUUUUUUUUUUUUUUUGUAGUCACUCAGUAAAGAGCAGAGUUUGUUUGUGGUGUAUGGAUUUUCUCAGUAGUGACAUCUACAGGAGAGGAGGAAAAGUGAGGCUCUGCCCUGCGAGGAGGAGGGGAAGCAGCACAUCCACUGACUUUCCUCUUUACCAGCGGAGCGAACAAGCCUUUUUUUUUUUUUUUUUCUUUUUCUAACCAGGAAGCAAAGCUCUUAUUAGAUGUGGAUUUAUGAUAAUAAAAAAAAAAUCUGAUUUUGAACUCAGUGAACCCAGUUUUUAUAAUAUCAUUACUGGCUUAACAUUGGGGGAAAAAAACCCAUCAAAUCUGAGCCACGUAGCUUUUCUUUUUUGUGUGUGUGUAAAUCCAGCCUGAUUGAGAUAUCAUCUGGAAGGUGAGAUGGGGUGAGUGGCCUAUUUUUUUUUUUUUUUUUUGGGUAUUACUGUUACAUUUCCCUUGAUUUGAUUUCUACACUCUUGCUCUCUGGGACAAAGACAGCACUGAUCCUGAGGGAGAGAAUAAACUCCUCUUCUGCUGGUAUCAGAGACACUCAAGAGGGAACAGUUCCUCCAGCUAAAGCACAAUAAUCAUCUGUGACUUUGAUCAUAAAAGUUGUCUUUUGUUCUGUUGGUUCUCUUUACCUUUCAUUAUCUCCCCCCACAUCCUUUGUUUUAUACGAUGUGUGUUUCAUUGCAGCCCACAAACAAUGUUGGGCUGGAAUUCUGUAAAUACAGGAAGGAAAUAUGUAUAUUUUAAAACCUGAAGGUGAUUCUGUAUAAAUGUUUUUAGAAAAAAAAAAAUAGGUUGGAUUUAAAAAAGAAAAAAAAUGUGUCUGUAAAUCUGUACCCAAAAAGGAGAAAUUAACAAUUGUUAUUAUUGAAACCUAAUACAUAUACCAGAAUCUGA